AUGGAGUUUAAAGGAGCAGCUGUUGGGGGCAAGCUCUAUGCUACUACAGAUGUCUCACCAUCUACAACCCUACCGGAUGAAGAUUCCCAUGAUAAGGUCAAAAGGGAACCGUCAUACAGCUGCUGGCCACCUCCUCCCAAGUUCUCUGGUGUAUUACCGUGUUCUGACGAGCUGGUGAGCAUGAUGAGAAAGGCUUUGGCCAAGGAAGGGAGGGGAUCUUCCAACACUUUGCAUGAGUUCCUCUUUGCCCUAGCUAUCAACCAUACGUGCGAGAGGGCACAGCCUCCUGCCAUGCCAGAUCCGGAAUAUCAUACUGAUCCCGAUGAAGGUAAAAGUGGGGGAUGCCUUAGUGAGGCAUUCAAGAAGGCGAAAGGACGGAUCAAAGGCAGAGCCAAGUUGGAUAUCUACGCUGUUCGAGAGGAUGGAGAUGUUGUGGCCUCUGAUGAUGAUGUUGUUGUUGAUGAUGAUAGACGAAAGAGUGAAGGGGGCAUUGAGGCUGUCUACCAAGGGACAUCACCCGAUGAGAGUGCUUUGGUAUCAGCGGCGGGUUACUUUGGCUUGAGGUUUACGGAUAGAACACCAGACAGUAUCGAUAUAACUCUACUGCCUGAAGGAGAUACCAAGACUAUGGAUCUAUUACAUGUGGUGGAAUUCACUAGUGAGAGGAGGAUGAUGUCUGUUGUGGUAGCUGAUAGCAGUAUACCGAGUAAGGAGGAGGGCUGUGUCUGCUGGACACCACAUCAUGAUGAUCCUAUCAUCAGAUACCCCGGAUAA
This is a messenger RNA of Perkinsus marinus ATCC 50983, 774 nucleotides long. RefSeq lists its product as hypothetical. The record is from RefSeq and is a predicted model, not a curated record. Gene Ontology annotation, cellular component: plasma membrane. Gene Ontology annotation, molecular function: nucleotide binding; ATPase-coupled intramembrane lipid carrier activity. Bases 1 to 774 code for a protein of 257 amino acids. Lineage: Eukaryota; Perkinsozoa; Perkinsida; Perkinsidae. Gene Ontology annotation, biological process: phospholipid translocation. The transcript has a single exon.